CGCCGGAGCGCCGCGGGGCGCCGCGGUGCGGGAUUGGGGCGCGGCCGCAGGCUCCGCCCGCUCGCCCGCCCCGCCCGGGUUGGGAUGUGCCCCGGCUCCCUCCGAGAGGGCGGAGAGCGCGAGAGGCGGAGCUGACGAGCGAGUCCAGAGCGCAAUGUCAUCAGAGGAAUCGCAGCAGGAGCAGCUCUCUCAGUCAGACCCGUCCCCAUCACCAAACUCCUGUAGUUCCUUUGAGCUGCUAGACAUGGGUGUUAGCAGCUUGUAUGAACCAGUUUCUCCACAUUGGUUUUAUUGUAAGGUAACAGAUUCUAAGGAGAUCUGGAUUCCUUUCAACUCUGACGAUUCACAACAGCUGGAAGAGGCACAUGGCUCUGAAGAUUGUAAUGAGAGAGUAGUCCCCACGGAUGGGGGCAGAUAUGAUGUUCACUUAGGGGAGAGAAUGCGCUAUGCUGUGUACUGGGAUGAGCUCCCCUCCGAGGUGAGGCGGUGCACGUGGUUCUACAAGGGAGACAAAGACAGUAAAUAUGUUCCCUACUCAGAGAGCUUCAGCCAAGUUUUGGAGGAAACAUACAUGCUUGCUGUAACUCUGGAUGAAUGGAAAAAGAAACUAGAAUCUCCAAACAGAGAAAUUAUUGUACUACACAACCCAAAGCUCAUGGUGCAUUACCAGCCAGUGGCAGGGUCUGAUGAAUGGGGUUCAACAUCCACUGAGCAAGGUCGACCAAGAUCAGUAAAAAGAGGAGUUGAGAGCAUCCCUGUUGAUAUCCAUUGUGGGGAGCCUUUACAAGUAGAUCACUUAGUGUUUGUAGUCCAUGGGAUUGGGCCAGCUUGUGACCUCCGCUUUCGAAGCAUUGUUCAGUGUGUUAAUGAUUUUCGAAGUGUUUCCUUGAACCUGCUACAGACACAUUUUAAGAAAGCCCAAGAAAAUCAGCAGAUUGGAAGGGUAGAAUUUCUUCCAGUCAACUGGCACAGUCCUUUGCAUUCUACUGGAGUGGAUAUAGAUCUGCAGAGGAUAACCCUGCCCAGCAUUAAUCGGCUCAGACACUUCACUAAUGAUACAAUUCUGGAUGUCUUCUUCUACAACAGCCCCACCUACUGUCAGACUAUUGUGGAUACAGUAGCUUCUGAAAUGAACCGAAUAUAUACACUUUUCCUGCAGAGGAACCCUGGUUUCAAAGGGGGUGUAUCCAUUGCUGGUCAUAGUUUAGGUUCGCUUAUAUUGUUUGAUAUCCUAACAAAUCAGAAAGAUUCUUUUGGGGAUAUUGACAGUGAAAAGGAUUCAUUAAGUACUGGUGAGGAUCGAGGAGAUGUACCAACAUUAGAAGAAGAUCUGAAGAAGCUUCAACUCUCUGAGUUCCUCACUGUCUUCGAGAAGGAGAAAGUUGAUAAAGAAGCUCUGGCUUUAUGUACAGACAGAGAUCUUCAGGAAAUGGGAAUUCCCUUAGGACCAAGAAAGAAGAUACUAAACCAUUUCAGGGCCAGAAAAAAUUCAAUGAGUGUUAAUAGACCAGCCACAUCAGCUUCAGAGGUAAACAUCCCCAAGGAAAAUGGUGACUAUCCAGAUGUUGGCAUUGGGCAGGUAUCUGUAAAAUACCCCCGGCUCAACUACAAGCCAGAAAUAUUCUUUGCCUUUGGAUCCCCAAUUGGAAUGUUUCUUACUGUCCGAGGAUUAAGAAGAAUUGAUCCUAAUUAUAAAUUUCCCACAUGCAAAGGUUUCUUCAAUAUUUACCAUCCUUUUGAUCCUGUGGCAUAUAGGAUUGAACCAAUGGUGGUCCCAGGAGUAGAAUUUGAACCAAUGCUGAUUCCACAUCAUAAAGGCAGGAAGCGGAUGCACUUAGAACUAAGAGAGGGCUUGACCAGAAUGAGUAUGGACCUGAAGAACAACCUGCUGGGCUCCCUGCGGAUGGCCUGGAAGUCUUUCACCAGAGCCCCAUACCCUGCUUUACAGGCUCCAGAGACAGCCGAAGAAACUGAGGCAGAGCCUGAAUCCAGUUCAGAAAAGCCCAGUGAUGCUAACCCAGAAGAGCCUCCUGUGGAAGGUAAAGAAGAGGUUCCUAUCAAUGUGGGAAUGCUGAAUGGAGGCCAGCGCAUUGACUAUGUGUUACAGGAGAAGCCCAUCGAGAGUUUUAAUGAAUAUUUAUUUGCUUUACAAAGCCAUCUAUGCUACUGGGAAUCUGAAGAUACAGUAUUGCUAGUUCUCAAAGAGAUCUACCAAACCCAGGGCGUCUUCCUUGAUCAGCCUUUACAGUAAAAACGACCCAUCUGUGGCUGCUUCAUAUGGACAUUGAAAAUCCACAUGCUUGUUGCUGCAGCUUUCUUCUCAGCUACAUCACAUCCUGCAUGUUGCCUGCCUUACUCCACAGGGGCUUAGAAGAUAAUCCUUCUUGGAGAUUAGUGGAAAGCAGACAGAAGACUCAUGGCUUUGCCUAAACACUCGCCAGGUUCCGUAGCUCGGGAGUUAACAUCUUUUAAUGCUUUAACGGCUGCACUUUGUUUAUGACAUGGAAAGGAAUACAGGCUGUUUGGGGGCUUAGAAAAAAAUUUAGAGAGGUUUACUCCUUACGUUUAGAAAAUGGACCAGUAUAUUCUUAAGAUUUAGAGGUAGUUUGAGGUCCAGUCAUUUUUUUGUUCUCUGCACUGGAAGGCUAAACAUAAAUGGAUAUGGAAAUGGCCCCCAUUUCUCUCCUGUGUAUAGUCUAUAAGAACAGGCUGGAGCUGACUAACAGUAUAGCUUGCUUGGAACAUUGUCAGAUAGGCAUACCGUAGGAACCACUGGUGGUGCUUGUUGUUCUUAGAGCUGCUUCCGCUCCUGUAAACCUGAGGACUGUAUGAGUUGUUGCCUGCCUUUCUAUAUCAUAUUCCAAACCGGUGUGAGGUUAAGGAAAUUACUUGGGAACACUUAUUUUGAAGUGAAGUUGUAAAAGUUGGACAACUUGAAUUUCGGAGGCCUUUCCUGACUGUUCACGUUGUCGAUGAGAUCUUUUAGUCACACCUCUUAAGUUACCUGCCACUUCUGCUUGAGUAAAGGAAGUAUUGUGACAUAAACACCAUUGCUUCCUAAGGAAUCAUCAGUGUUUACUUGCAGUAGACAGUCAGUGUUGGUUGAGCAUGCCAAUGUGGGGAAAGACCACAUUCUGAAAGGAAACCCUAUCCGUGGGCUCUGAGGAGCAGCUGUGUGCACUGGUAGCUGAGUCUGGACAGUUGAAGGCAGAUUUGUCUCGAGGAACAAGAGUGAUUGUACACUAAGUUUUCCCCAAGGCUUCUGCUUCCCACUCUGCUUUAGGCUUUCUUUCCCCUUCCUCAGCAUGUGCUGUCAUCUUCAUUCUGUUCAUGGUGGUCCUCUAAGCUCCUCAAACCAACUCCUCAGAUUUUGUCUUUUUUUUUUUUUUUUUUUUUUUUUUUUGUAAACCUAUCAUGAUAUCCAGAAGCACAGCAUUUAAUACUCAGAUGGCAGUGCUCUUCACGCUUUUUGGUACAGAAAAGGGGAGGUUAGUCAUGGUACCCUGGAGGUUAGAGAGGCAAGCACAGGAUACAGUGAAACCUGGCCUGCCUUUCUGCUUAUGGGUAAUGGUGGAGAGGCAAGCUACUGAGAAGUUCCAGGUGUGUGGAGUACUUUAUUUUUCUAUAGUAUCCCUCGAGUAAGAAUUACUGGGAAUUAAACAGCACUCAUUAAAUACUAAUGGUAAGUUUCUGUGAAGUUGCUGUCUUCAAAUUUGUUUACUCUUGUUAGCAGAAUUGUAACUGGCUAAGAGUAAACCAAAGGACAACCAAGACUGAGUCUUGUAACCAAAGACGGGCAGUUCGGCCCUGCAAAGCUAGAUAAACCACUGCACUGAGAAAGGCUUCUUCCUGGAAACCCGGGCAUCUAAUAACUCAGAGCUUGUACCUCACCAUCCACUGACGGUGUUAUCAUGCUGUGUAUUGCACGGGCGAGCAAGGUGGCUAGGGACCUGUGUUUACAGAUUUGCACUGCAUCAUUUGUAUCAUGUACAAUCUCUUGACCAAGGCUGUUUUUAAACUUUAGUGUAACAGCAUUUUGUACAUAUUCCUGGCUGCACAAUAGUGAGAGAUGUUUGCAAGGAGAGAUGAAUCUUACUGACUACCUUUCCGAUAUUUGCACUUUUGAAAUGUUUGUUUUCUAUGUGAUUAUAUUUAAAACUUUAGCAAAUGCUGAAAUAAACUAUUGACCAGUUACCUACA
This is a messenger RNA of Meriones unguiculatus (Mongolian gerbil), 4200 nucleotides long. RefSeq names its product DDHD domain containing 2 (gene Ddhd2). The coding region runs from base 155 to 2251 and encodes 698 amino acids. The record is from RefSeq and is a predicted model, not a curated record. NCBI's taxonomy places the organism in Eukaryota, Metazoa, Chordata, Mammalia, Rodentia, Muridae. The transcript is spliced from 18 exons. Gene Ontology annotation, cellular component: COPII-coated ER to Golgi transport vesicle. Gene Ontology annotation, molecular function: protein binding; triacylglycerol lipase activity; metal ion binding.